Messenger RNA from Nematolebias whitei (Rio pearlfish), 1365 nucleotides. RefSeq names its product testicular acid phosphatase homolog. Gene Ontology annotation, molecular function: protein tyrosine phosphatase activity; receptor tyrosine kinase binding; acid phosphatase activity. The coding region runs from base 1 to 1239 and encodes 412 amino acids. The record is from RefSeq and is a predicted model, not a curated record. Gene Ontology annotation, cellular component: postsynaptic membrane; lysosome. The transcript has 11 exons. Gene Ontology annotation, biological process: lysosome organization; regulation of neuronal synaptic plasticity; peptidyl-tyrosine dephosphorylation involved in inactivation of protein kinase activity. Lineage: Eukaryota; Metazoa; Chordata; Actinopteri; Cyprinodontiformes; Rivulidae.
AUGCAGACGUUUCAGACAAGUUUGACCUGUUUCUACCUCCUGUGCUGCCUCUGCCUGACCGAUUCCCGGCAGCUUAAGUUUGUCGUUGCUGUGUUCCGACACGGCGAUCGAUCGCCUAUUGAGUCGUACCCCAGGGAUCCACAUGGGGAGGAAGUGUGGGCUCAAGGCUUUGGACAGCUCACUGAGCUGGGAAUGAAACAGCAAUUUGAGCUGGGAAGAUUUCUGCGAAGGCGUUAUGGAAACUUUCUUGGUGAAGACUAUGACAACAAAGAGCUAUACGUCCGGAGCACAGACUACGACCGCACUCUGAUGAGCGCCCAAGCCUGCCUCGCUGGGAUGUUCCUUCCUGCCAGGCGCCCGCCUCCCAUCAUGCCCCAGUUACUGUGGCGUCCCAUUUCGGUGCACACCAUCCCCAGGGCCCAGGACAAGCUGCUGAAGUCUCCAGGGAAAGACUGUUCCAGGUUCAGGUCCCUGAUGACAGAGACCUUCGAGAGUGCCCCCUACCAGAGGUUCCUCAGAGCCCACCAGAACUUCGUGGAGACACUUUCUAACUACACAGGCUACCCGGUGUCCAGACUGGUUGGUAAAAAAAUAUGGAGGGUGUACGACACGCUCACCUGUCAGAGGAUCCAUAACUUGACUCUCCCUCGCUGGGCUACCCAUGACGUCCUGGACACCCUGAGGAGAAUCGCAUCCUUUGAGGUUACAUACAGCAUCCUCAGUCACAAGCGAAAAGAGAAGGCCAGGCUCUCUGGAGGGAUUCUGCUAAGUGCCAUCCUGAGGAACUUCUCUGAUGCUGUGGAGCAAGGCCGCCCUCUUAAAUUCAUCAUGUACUCCGCUCAUGACUCCACACUCAUCACCCUCCAGGCAGCUCUGGACGUCUACAACGGGUUCCUUCCUCCGUACGCCGCCUGUCAGCUCUUUGAGUUUUACCAGGAGUAUGAUGGAUCCUACUCAGUGGAGCUGCAUUACCGCAACGAGUCCCAGCAUGACCCCUACCCCAACCCAGUGCCAGGAUGCAGUGGGUUAAACCCCUGCCCCUUAUCCAUGCUCACUGAGCUGCUGCAGGACGUUAUGCCACAGGAGUGGGACGCUGAAUGUGGCUUCAAUACAAAGUGGUCAAGCACAGGUAUGAUAACAGCUCUUGCAGUGGCAGUAGGACUCCUGACGGCGGCGCUGUUGUUCAGUAUUGGGGUGGCAGUCCACAGGAGGAGAGCACAUUAUUCCAGGGAAAUGUAGUGCAGAGGAUUAACACAUCUGUGCUGAAAAACGAAAACAAGCAUGGAAGAUAUUCCCGCAAAUCAAAUGUAUUUAUGUCAUUAAUAUGUGUUGUGUGCAAGCAUUAGGAGCACUUUUGUUUUUCUC